AUGGAGCCCCAACGUCAAAGUCACCCCAACUGGAACACUAGGGGCAGGCGUGCUACCAUCUUUCCCCAGAGAGAAGGAGUUAAGACUUUGUUACCCUCUCCACUCCCUGCUCAGCACGAAGAGACUUUUUAUGAGACACCCAGAUACAGGACUUUCCUGAGCAGGAAAAGGGCCUUGUGUGACUUCAGGGUGAGAUGGCCCGAGCUAGUCUACAGGGAUCAGGAGGCGCAGGCAGAGCUCCCUUCCCUCGACAGAAAGCCUGUAGACACAAGCUCCUGCUCCUCAGGAGUUAGCAUCAGCCUCAAAAAUCAGGAGAGCAGCCACAGUGAGUUCCAGGAUCCCCAAGAACUCACUGGCUGCCUUUCUGAGGCUCCCCACGUGACCAUUCUCAACAGCUAUCUGAAACCAGAGUCCAUGACGCGGCUGGAGAAGAAGGUGAGGAGGAGGACCCUGGUGGUCAUGAACCAGCUGGAGCAGGAGAAGGAAGCGGCUAAGUUCCGGAGGGCAGUGCUGCUGAGGGACACGAGGACUCUCCAGGAUGAAAAUGCUUUCGAGAAAGCAGAGAAUAAGCCCUUCUUGGAAUUCCUGACGAAGAAAAACCAGGAAACCCAGGAGAAGUAUGACGCCUUGUGGAAAGACUACAUCCAGCAGUGUCAGGAGAUCGAGGACAGGAGGCGAGAGCUGGUCUCUACCUUCACCUCGCGCACGACAGAUCUCCAGAAGAAGCUGGUGGAGAACAAGAAGCUCGAGGCCAGCUUGAAGAAGAAGCUGAGGGCCCUGGAACCCAUCGCACGCAUCAAGGAGAGCCAGGACUGGCAGAUACGAGCCUUGGAGUUGGAGAAAGCCAGCAUAGUCGCUGAUAUCCCCCUCAUGGACCGAGAGGCACACUUUCAGUUCCUGAAGGAAAGGGCUGCCUUGGAGAAGCAGGUGGAGGAUCUGAACCUGCUGGAGUCUGGAGAGGACAUCACCAGGGAGCUGAAGAAGAAGACCAAGGCCUGGGAGACUGUGGCCAGACAGGCUCACGAGGACUUCUGCCAUGACGUCAAUGCUCGGAACAGGCAGCUGCGAACACAGCUCCGGGAGCUGGAUUGGGAAUUCUGCAAGCUCGAGGCCAGGAGGGAGAGGCUGGAGCUGCGAAAGCAGCGGUGGAAAGAGCAGCAGUGGUACCUGGAGGCUCUGGCCCGGGGAAGGGAGCGCCUGCAGCAGCGGGAGCACCGUCGGCAGCAGCGGGAGCACCACCGGCAGCAGCAGGAGCACCACCAGCAGCAGCAGGGGCGCCCAGCACUGGACCAUUGUCUACUGGGUACCAGGUCGAAAGCCAAUCCUAAGUAA
Molecule: messenger RNA, 1332 nt
Organism: Apodemus sylvaticus (European woodmouse)
Lineage: Eukaryota; Metazoa; Chordata; Mammalia; Rodentia; Muridae
Product: coiled-coil domain-containing protein 121-like
Exons: 1
Coding region: 1-1332 (443 amino acids)
Source: RefSeq, a predicted model, not a curated record